Molecule: messenger RNA, 360 nt
Organism: Gongylonema pulchrum
Lineage: Eukaryota; Metazoa; Nematoda; Chromadorea; Rhabditida; Gongylonematidae
Source: the annotation of a GenBank genome assembly
AUGUUACGAAUCACUUUACUUUUAUCUGCGUUGUGGGCGCUGAUUGAUGCGGGUUCUGUAAAUCUUUGUAAAGAUAUGAAGGAUUGCGCAUCUUGUGCCGAAUCGUAUAUUUACGUUUUCGGAUUUCGAGAAUAUUGCAGGUGGUGCGCGGAAACUGCAUCGUGCGGUGGUCCAUUUGCGUGCUCGACCAGCAGUGGUGUGGUGCAACGUGAACCGUUCAUGUGUCCGGUACCAGUACCAACUGCAAAAGGCCGUCGUUAUACCGAUAAGCUUGGUCGGUCACUAUUCAGCCUUGCACUGGCUGUCAAAGAUACCGAUCCAACAAUAUGCCUGGCCAACAGCCGUCCAGAUGUGAAGUAA